GCGUCCACACUGGCAAAAGAAAAAGGAGCAAAGUAGAGCGCCACGUCCACGUCACGCAGAGUGUGAGUGUGCUGUACGUGAGAUAGGCGGAGAACUUAAGAUUAUUUCUGAGUGAAAUUUUUUAUAUUAUAUUUUAAAAAAAACAAAGCUCCAGGUUACUGUAAGAGAGGCAGACAGAAGCGGCCAGAAGUGCAGGUUCAGAGGGAAAACAGCUGCUACUAAAAUGACGUAACGGUCAUUGGCUUGAUCACGAACAGUGAUGAGUAUGAUGACUGCAUGGUGCUCCAACGAUAAUCUCAUCCUUAACACCAAGAAGACAAACGAGAUCGUGGUGGAUUUUAGGAAGACAAGGAAAAUUGAUCUGAGUCCGGUGUUCAUAAGUGGAGUAGCUGUGGAGAGUCACCUGUUUUAAAUUCAUGGGGUUGAACAUUACAGAGGAUUUUUCUUGGACUACACACACCUCCACUGUCAUGGGAAGGGCACAACAACGUCUUUUUAUUUUCUGAGAAGAUUAAAGAAAAGCCACAAUGAGCAAAAUAGAUGAGCCACAGCAUGAUGAGCCUGCAUACUUAAAGGAUGAACCUCCAGCAGAUACAAAUAAAGACCACCCUCAGGUUCAGCCGGGCAUGUUUUCCAGAGUGACAGGAGGUCUGUUCAGUGUCACCAAAGGGGCUGUUGGAGCCACUGUUGGUGGGGUAGCCUGGCUUGGAGGGAAGAGCUUGGACCUCACUAAGACCGCAGUCACAUCUGUUGCUGCUGUUCCUGGCAUGGGAGUAGGAUUGGUGAAAGGGGGCGUAUCCGCAGUGGCCGGCGGAGUAACUGCAGUUGGCUCAGCAGUUGCUAAUAAAGUUCCCAUUGGAGGGGCCAAGAAGAAGGACAAGUCUGAUUGAAGUGUCUGAAUUGUUGAGGGAGAUGCUGUCAUCAGUGACUCUGUUUAUAUGACUCCUCAGUGGAUUGAUGGCUGGUUUGAUAUUCUGCAAAAUUAUUUGUUGGAAUCAGAUCUAUACGCUAGAUCUGUUCUAUGAUUGAGCGACUUCAGUGUACUAGGAGCUUCUAUCUGCUUCUCACGAGGAUGUUUCUGUGUCCUAAGUUUUGUCCUGUGUCCUGUGUUUUGGAACAUGACAAGAUGUGAAUGUUUUGAUCCUAGUAAUGGCAAAAUAUUUUAAUUUUGAAGUAUAAGUUGUUGAAACUUUGGAGACUUGGGUGUUUAGUGAGGGACCACUGUAACAUUGUCAUGUUUCGCUAAGCCACAUUGCACCGGGUUUGUGUCUUUGACCAUAAACUGGGGAACACACAUAUCUUUUGUACCAGAGCCUUAGGGGAAAUUAGUACCAUGAGCCAUAAGUUGAAUUAAGACUGGCAUCACUUGGGUAUCCCUCAAUAUACUGCAGGAGAAAAUGUGAUACUGUGGUGGGUUGAUGGAAAUGCUUCAUCUCUCUGAUUGAUUCUGUUUGUGAGAUACAGUCUCUGGGGUCCAGGCUGAACCUCUCAUACAGCUUUGCUCAUCAGUCCCUUUUUUCCACCAGCAAUACAGAGAAAUCCUGAACCUCCAGCCACAAACUAAUGUGUUUACUGUGCACCAAAAAAAAAAACAGCUAAGGAGUUAUUCCUGUGAGAAUCUGAAUACUGGUAGCAAAUGUUCCUUAGCAAAACAGUUUGUAAGAUUAUUCCGUGAAAUAGCUGUUUAGGUUAGAUUAUAUCUGUUAAAUAAUGGGCCAUUUUUUUGCUCUAGCCUUGCAAUGAAGAUUGUCUAUACAGGUUAGUGUGUUCGACUAUACUUGUUUUAUUUAUCCUAAAUAUUUUUCUCUCUCAGUGGCUUUCAACUUUUUUGUCCAUUUCAUAAAUAGAAGUAUUUUCCCAGGCCAAUACUGCAUUACAUUUUUAUAUGGUGAUAAAGUAAACGAGCAAAGACAGUAUUUUCUCUAAUAUGUGUUCAAAAUCUUUAUUUUCCUACAACCAAAGAAUGCAAAAUGCUCAGUCAGUAUGGGUCUUCUCUGUAAUAAGCAAUAUGCUUUCUUUCCCCUUUUUUCCUUUCUUUCUUUUUUUAAAUUUUAUCAAUGUGUAUUCAUUUUAUACACAAAUAUGUAAGUCUACGCUUGAAUAUAUAAUGUGAAUUAAAUAAAGAAAUAGGGUUCAACAUUG
Molecule: messenger RNA, 2142 nt
Organism: Ictalurus punctatus (channel catfish)
Lineage: Eukaryota; Metazoa; Chordata; Actinopteri; Siluriformes; Ictaluridae
Gene: tmem263
Product: transmembrane protein 263
Exons: 4
Coding region: 528-890 (120 amino acids)
Source: RefSeq, a predicted model, not a curated record